AUGUCGUCCUUGUGGUCCCUGGGUGAUCAGGAACAUGAUUCGGCGUUUCAGAUGUCACUCACCUUCCAAGAUGUCACCGUGGACUUCUCCCAGGAAGAAUGGGACCGCUUAGAGCCUGCUCAGAAGGACAUGUACAGGGAUGUGAUGCUAGAGAACUAUGAGAAUUUUGUCUUCCUUGUGUCAAACUCCCAUCUCAAACAUGUUACAGAAGCAGCCACACACAUAACUGGCAGCAGCAGCUGCUUCCUUCAGCACUGGGCUAUGGAACAGCAGCCAAAAGGGCCACACCUUGCAGCCCUGCUGAAUUGCAUUGUUGAAGCAGCAUAUUCCCUUAUUCCGAAGACAGAAUAUGAAAUUGAGGAGUCAACUCCAAAGCAGUAUAUUUCUAUGGGAGAAUCAUCCAAUGAGACACUCACAAAGGAGGGUCCCUGGAAUUCCACUUUGGGAGAAGUUUGGGAUCUUGAUGUCAGAACACACACUAGAGGGAAACCUCUUAAAUGCAAUGAAUGUGGCCGAGCUUUUAAUAGCAUCUUAAGCCUCACCAUACAUCAGAGAAGUCAUGCUGGAGGGAAACUCUUUAUAUGUGAUGAAUGUGGGAAAGCCUUUAGCCAGAAAGAAAGCCUUGAUACACAUAAGAUAUUUCACACUGAAGACAAACUUUUUCCAUGUAAUGCAUGUGAGAAAGCCUUCAGUAACAAUUCACGCCUCAUUGUGCAUCAAAGAAUUCAUACUGGAGAGAAACCCUACAUAUGUAAUGAGUGUGGAAAAGCCUUCAGCCAGAAGGGAAAUCUUAAAACGCAUAAGAGAAUUCAUACAGGUGAGAAGCCUUUUGAAUGUAAUGAAUGUGGAAAAGUCUUCAGCAGCAAUAGACACCUAACUCGACACCAAAUAAUUAAUAAUAAUAACACUGGAGAGAAACCAUUUAAAUGUUACGAAUGUGGAAAAGGCUUCAGGUACAGCUCCUCCCUUAUGCAGCAUCAGAGAAUUCAUACUGGUGAGAAGCCCUUUAUAUGUAAUGAAUGUGGGAAAGCCUUCAACCAGAAGGGAAUACUUAAUACACAUAAAAUAACUCAUACUGGAGAGAAACGCUUUCAAUGUAAUGCCUGUGGGAGAGCCUUUAGACACCGUUCAUCCCUUAUGCGACAUCAAAGAAUUCAUACUGGAGAGAAACCCUAUAAAUGUAAUCAGUGUGAUAAAGCCUUUAGCCAGAAGGGAGGCCUUAAUGCACAUAAGAUUGCACAUACUGGAGAGAAACACUUUGAAUGUAGUGAAUGUGGAAAAGGCUUCAGAUACUGCUCAUUUCUUGUGCAACAUCAGAGGAUUCAUACUGGUGAGAAGCCCUAUAUAUGCAAUGACUGUGGGAAGGCCUUUGGCCGGAAGGGAAGCCUUAACACCCAUAGGAGAAUUCAUACAGGUGAAACUCCUUUUGGAUGUAAUGAAUGUGAGAAAGCCUUCACCAAUAAUCAGAAUCUUAAUAAACAUAAGAGAAUUCAUACUGGAGAGAAACCUUUUCAGUGUGAGGAGUGUGGGAAAGCUUUUACCCGUAGUGAAAAUCUCAAAGGACAUAAGAAAAUUCAUACUGAAGAGAAGCCGUUUCAGUGUGACGAAUGUGAGAAAGCUUUCAAAUGGAGUGGAAACCUUAAAGAACAUAAAAAAACUCAUGCUGGAAUGAAGCUCUUUGAAUGGAAUGAAAAAGGAAAUGUUUUUGGUCCAAACUUUGUGGCAUAUGGUGAAAUUCAUAAUGGAGAAAAGAAACCCUUUGAAUAUAAACAAAUGUGA
Gracilinanus agilis (Agile Gracile Mouse Opossum) is the source of this 1779-nucleotide messenger RNA. Its product is annotated as zinc finger protein 883-like. The record is from RefSeq and is a predicted model, not a curated record. NCBI's taxonomy places the organism in Eukaryota, Metazoa, Chordata, Mammalia, Didelphimorphia, Didelphidae. Gene Ontology annotation, molecular function: RNA polymerase II cis-regulatory region sequence-specific DNA binding; DNA-binding transcription activator activity, RNA polymerase II-specific. Bases 1 to 1779 code for a protein of 592 amino acids. Gene Ontology annotation, biological process: regulation of transcription by RNA polymerase II. The transcript is spliced from 6 exons. Gene Ontology annotation, cellular component: nucleus.